UCGAAGCCGUCUGGUUAUCUCCUGUUAAAUCACAUCUUGUCUCAGCCGAUUUAACACAUCUUUGAUCAUGGAAAAUAAUUUCUACUGGCGAAACAAAGUGGCUGUGGUCACUGGCGCCUCGGUGGGCAUUGGAGCCAGCACAGCUGUGGAGUUGGCCAAUGCCGGAAUGGUGGUCGUGGGACUGGCUCGUCGAGCGGAACUCAUUGAAGCUCUCGGGGAACAAGUGACGGGCGAGGGAAAGAUCUUUGCCCGGCAAUGCGACCUCAAUGAUGAGGAGCAGUUGACCAGUACUUUUAACUGGAUUCGAGAGAAAUUCCAGGCCAUCGAUGUGCUCGUCUGCAACGCUGGCAUCCUUAAGGCCAACUUCCUGAGCGAGUCGCCAACCAAGGACAUAAAGGAGCUGUUCGACACGAAUGUCGUGGCCACCGCCAGCUGCCUGCGGGAGGCGCUGAAGCACAUGGCUGCGGUUAAGGUUCGCGGUCACAUUGUGGUCAUGAACAGCGUGUUGGGCCAUCGGAUUCCGGAAGUGCCGGUGCCCUUAUUCAGCGUUUAUCCGGCCACGAAGCAUGCAAUUACGGCCCUCUGCCAAACGGUGCGCCAGGAAAUACAUUUUCUCAAAUUAAAUAUUAAAUUAACGAGCAUCUGUCCGGGAAUGGUGGACACGGAUUUCCUCAGUGUUUACUCGCAGGCGGUCGCCGAGUUGCCCAAGCUGCAGGCGAAGGAUGUGGCCAAAGCCGUGUUGUAUGCGCUGAACACUCCUGACGGCGUCCAGGUGGAGGACAUCAUCCUGCAGCAGAUGCGAAAGGUCAAUUGAGCGCGCGAUUGAAUUCUAAAAACUUUUUGUUAUCUGAAGCAUUGUUGUAUUUACAGUUUUUAUA
This is a messenger RNA of Drosophila takahashii, 878 nucleotides long. Its product is annotated as farnesol dehydrogenase. The record is from RefSeq and is a predicted model, not a curated record. Lineage: Eukaryota; Metazoa; Arthropoda; Insecta; Diptera; Drosophilidae.